GGCUGCGGCGACGACAACAACGAAGACGACGACGCGGGGAGAAGGGGAGUCGGCGGGCGCCGGAACGGUGGCCCGGGCCGGGCGGUCCCGGUGAUGGCGGUGCUGGACCUGGCCCAAGAGGGAAUGGCCGUUUUUGGGUUCACCCUCUUCGUCGUGCUGUGGCUCAUGCAUUUCAUGUCCAUUAUCUACACACGUUUACAUCUCAACAAGAAGGCAACAGACAAACAGCCAUAUAGCAAACUCCCUGGCAUUACACUUCUGAAACCAUUGAAAGGUGUGGAUCCUAACUUAAUCAACAAUUUAGAAACAUUUUUUGAAUUGGAUUAUCCCAAAUAUGAAGUACUGCUUUGUGUACAAGAUCAUGAUGACCCAGCCAUUGAUGUAUGUAAAAAGCUUCUUGGCAAAUACCCAAAUGUGGAUGCUAGAUUGUUUAUAGGUGGCAAGAAGGUUGGGAUUAAUCCCAAAAUUAAUAAUUUAAUGCCAGGAUAUGAAGUUGCAAAAUAUGACCUCAUAUGGAUUUGUGAUAGUGGAAUUAAAGUAAUUCCAGACACAUUAACCGACAUGGUUAAUCAAAUGACAGAAAAAGUGGGCUUGGUUCAUGGUCUACCCUAUGUUGCAGACAGACAGGGUUUUGCUGCUACAUUAGAACAGGUAUAUUUUGGAACUUCACAUCCAAGGUCCUAUAUCUCAGCUAAUGUUACUGGGUUCAAAUGUGUGACAGGAAUGUCAUGUUUGAUGAGGAAGGAUGUAUUAGAUCAAGCAGGAGGGCUUAUAGCUUUUGCCCAAUACAUUGCUGAAGAUUACUUUAUGGCUAAAGCAAUAGCUGACCGAGGCUGGAGGUUUGCAAUGGCCACUCAAGUUGCAAUGCAAAAUUCUGGUUCCUAUUCAAUUUCUCAGUUUCAGUCCAGAAUGAUCAGGUGGACCAAACUACGAAUCAAUAUGCUGCCUGCAACAAUAAUUUGUGAACCAAUUUCUGAAUGCUUUGUUGCCAGUUUAAUUAUUGGAUGGGCAGCUCACCAUGUAUUUCGAUGGGAUAUCAUGGUAUUUUUCAUGUGUCAUUGCCUGGCCUGGUUUAUAUUUGACUAUAUUCAACUCAGGGGUGUCCAGGGUGGCGCUCUAUGUUUUUCAAAACUUGAUUAUGCAGUAGCUUGGUUCAUCCGAGAAUCCAUGACAAUAUACAUUUUCCUAUCAGCAUUGUGGGACCCUACUAUAAGCUGGAGAACAGGACGCUACAGAUUACGCUGUGGCGGCACAGCAGAAGAAAUCCUUGACGUAUAACCACAGCUUUGUGACUGUAUUUAAGAAAAUAAAAAGAAAAAAGAGAAAGAAGUAUUAUAAAUUAUGUUUAUAUAAAUGCUUUAAAAAUCUACCUUCAAUAGUUUUAUUACUUGUAUGUUUUGGUAUCUGUUCUUUAAUUUAUUUUGCAUGGCACUUGCAUCUGUGAAAAAGAAAAAAAAAUACACGUGUCAUCUUGGCCAGCUGGUACCUUGUUUUAUACAAAAGAGAAUCAAGAGAAUUGGUUCUAGGACCCUUAAAAAAAGAAAAGGACAUAUGAUUGCUCUGCAGCAAACACUAUGAUAGUAUCCUUCAGUAAAGAAAAUUUCAGAUUUGGCAGUAGGCUAGUCUAGUAAAUUUAUGGGAUGAAAUUAUCUUUGGCCCAUUGGCUGGCAAGGACUAAAUAGUAAUUUUUUGCCUAUAUGGAGUGUCUAAUAUCAUUGUGCUGACUGUGGGGGGACUAGUGGAGAAACUUUUUCAUGCUUUAUGACUACCUCUUGUAGUUGCUGCAGAGCAAAUAUAAAUUGUAUUAGGUAACUAGGCCUUGCAAAAAACAAACCAGAAAAAAAAAACCUUUAAAAGAAGAGCUGGAGUCUUGUAUUUAUAUGUAUAUAUGAGAGAGGUUUGUUUUGGGGGGGUUUUUUGUUUGUUUUUGUUUUUUUCUUUUUGUUUGUUUGUUUUUUGGUGUCAACUGCAAUGAACCAAAAGUGGAAGUUUGGUUUUUAAUGGUAGCCAUGUAUUGAAGGCAUCUUUUUGGCCAACUCUUGUUGGUUCUGUCUUGAACCAUUGUUAAUCACUGUGCUGUAAUUAGUGUAGCUUAAACCCUUCCUUCCCAGCACCCCUAAUCCUUAUUCUACUUUUCCUUAACUUUUUUCAGGGGGGUUGGUUUUGUUUUAGUGUGAGUGAAUGUUUUGAUAGUUGUGAGGAAAAAAAAUGCAUUUCAGAAACAUUUCACACAUGACCUAUUUUCUUACACAGUAUGUCUUAUUGUUAAUAAGAAUGCAAUUUCAUGAUGCAGGUAUUUGAUAUCUUUUUUUAAGUGAGCAAAUAUUCUAGCCAUCAAUAAAUUAAAACUGCAGUAGAGUAUUAAGAAGGGCAGGAUGAGUUUAUUGUUAAAUUUAAUCAGUAUCAAACUAAGUCUACUGUUAGCUUUUCUUUUGUGCCUAUUACAGUUAGUCUAGUCUUAUUUAAAUUGAAUUUUUGUAUAACUAAAUAGACUAGAUUAAUGUAAGUUGUAAAUGCAUGCUGUACUUCACCCUUCCUUUCCCAUUACACCCUUAAACUUGCCUUUGACUCUUGUCAGGCUGUUGUUAACUUGUGGUGAACUGGACUUUUUUUUUAAUUGGCAAAAUUUAAGGGACGGUGCAUAAGCCUUUUGUUUUUAUAAUGAUAUUUGUGCUUUUUUUUCUUCACAAUUAGAUGGCUUGUCACAAUGAAUGUCUACUGGCUAAUUGCAGGGCUAGCAAUGACAAUAUGGCAGCUUUAAUUUCCAAGUUAUUACAGUUUCUUUGUCAAGGUGUAAUGUGUAGCAUAUUAGCAAUAACUACAUGUAUUUAUAGAAAAUGGAUAUUUUUUUCACCUCACUGAGCCAAUCCAUUUAAUUGUCUAAUGAUGAAUAUACACACAGUUUAAAAUGUACUAUUUGUGUGUGUAUCUUAUGUAUAAACUAUAUAUAAGCAUUUCUCUGGGCCAAAUUGCUUCACUUUGUUUAAUAUUCUAUUGCCUUAUGAUAUCACUGAAUUUGUUUGAAGGGCAUUUUCUACGUGAACAAAGGCUUUGAUGCAUGUUCCAUUUCUUAUGUGAAUCAGGCAGUGAUGUUUCCUGAGGAGAGCUGUACAAUGAAAACCAGUCUAGUUGUGACCCACCAAGUGUUUCUUUUUUCAUCACUAUUACACAGCUUAAUUUUGCUGACUGUGUUUGUAUUUGGUUUGUGUUUAAUGAAGUUUGGUUGAUGCCAUUCAUUGCACUGCUAAAGUGAAGCCUUGCUUAAAUUUAGCUUUCUGCUGAUUUCAGUGUGGGCAAUGUAACAAAACCAAAAAAGGCUGAACAGACUUCGUUUGUUUUGUAGAUAUGGAAAAUUAUUCUUCUGUAUGUAUGCUUUUUGCAGUAGUGAAGUCUAGCUCACAAAAGUGAAGCUUCACUUAAACAGACAGGUUGAUUCUUUGGUUAGGAAGUAUGGGUUGAUUAUGAAAUGGAAAGAAUUAAAACAAGUGCUGUAGAGAGCAUCACAACAGAACUGCAGGAGUCCAAAUUUAAUAAGCUAUCUUUAAAGAUACCAACAAAUGUCUAGAAUAGACUUUACCAUGUUUUAUUAUUUAAAAUCAUUGUCUUGAGUUUUUUGUUGAAAAAAAAUAAAAAUUUUAAUACAAUCAAAA
Messenger RNA from Phascolarctos cinereus (koala), 3650 nucleotides. It is a transcript of the gene UGCG, whose product is annotated as UDP-glucose ceramide glucosyltransferase. Gene Ontology annotation, molecular function: ceramide glucosyltransferase activity. Gene Ontology annotation, cellular component: membrane. The record is from RefSeq and is a predicted model, not a curated record. NCBI's taxonomy places the organism in Eukaryota, Metazoa, Chordata, Mammalia, Diprotodontia, Phascolarctidae. Gene Ontology annotation, biological process: glucosylceramide biosynthetic process.